Molecule: messenger RNA, 4031 nt
Organism: Esox lucius (northern pike)
Lineage: Eukaryota; Metazoa; Chordata; Actinopteri; Esociformes; Esocidae
Gene: tmprss15
Product: transmembrane serine protease 15
Exons: 25
Coding region: 187-3660 (1157 amino acids)
Biological process (GO): proteolysis
Cellular component (GO): membrane
Molecular function (GO): serine-type endopeptidase activity; protein binding
Source: RefSeq, a predicted model, not a curated record
GAGAGCAGUACAAUUCGAUCGGACUAGGAGUCAAAUCAACUAACUGUAGAAAAGACGACACGCGGUCGGAGUCGUAUAAUAGUCCAUGAUAUUGAAACUGAGGGAAUCACAGAGAAUUCCUUUGAAUUGUGUCUGAGGUGUUUCAGUCUGAGGGACUGGAAGGUUGUGUGAGGACGUCGGGGAGCUAUGGGGUGCAGGAAGCAGCGCUGGUCGUCCACGGAGGUGCUUCUGAGUGUGCUGUGUCUGAUUCUGCUUGCAGUGUGUGUCGGCCUCAUCGUCGUCUCUUGGCUCGCCCUACAGGCUGACCAGGACCAGGGUGAACCAAAUGGCAUAGUGUUCAAUGGGAGGAUGGUCAUUACGAGGGGUGCUGUGUUCACGGAGGAGCUGAGAAACAGGAGCAGUCUGCAAUUCAAGUCCCUGGCCUUUGACACAGAGCAUCUAAUAUCUGAAGCGUAUGGCCGUGGCUCCCUCUGUAAUGACUUCAAGGCCUGUAGAGUUUUACAUUUCAGCAAUGGCAGUGUGGUGGUGAACUUUGACCUGCAGUUCCGCUACAGUGUGGAGGUAGAGAUUGUAGAGCAGCAGCUGGUUGCUGGGCUUCAGAACACUGGGGACCUGGUGGUCGACCGAAAUAGCAUCCAGGUCACAGUGAAAGAGGACCUAACUACAACCCAACCGACCUCUUCAACCCAACCGACCUCUUCAACCCAGCCGACCUCUUCAACCCAAUUGACUUCUUCAACCCACCCGACCUCUUCAACCCACCCGACCUCUUCAACCCACCCGACCUCUUCAACCCAAUUGACCUCUUCAACCCACCCGACCUCUUCAACCCACCCGACCUCUUCAACCCAGCCGACCUCUUCAACCCAGCUGACCUCUUCAACCCAGCCGACCCCUUCAACCCAGCCGACCUCUUCAACCCAGCCGACCUCUUCAACCCAGCCGACCUCUUCAACCCAGCUGACCUCUUCAACCCAGCUGACCUCUUCAACCCAGCCGACCUCUUCAACCCAGCCGAACGUUCCACCUCAUCUUUCCACUAAACCUCCUUCAGGGAAGUGCCCUCCACAUCAUAGGGCCUGUGGGGAUGACACAACAUGUGUUCUAACCACACGGUUUUGUGACGGAGUGGAUGAUUGUCCUGGUGGCUCUGAUGAAGACGCCACUCUCUGUGCAACAAAGUGUGAUGGCCAGUUCCUCCUUCUUGGUCCCAUGGGAUUCUUCUAUUCGGAAAACUUCCCUCUCCCAUACAGCCAAGGCAUGACCUGUCGCUGGAUCGUACGAGUUCAGGCAGGUCUGGCCAUAAAGAUGAUUUUUCCCUCAUUUGACACAGAACAAGAUAUGGAUCUCCUCAGUCUUUAUGAGGGCACUGGACAAAGGAGAAAUCGGACGUACGUACUGUCUGGCUCCUCCCCAGGCACUGUUUGGCUGCUGUCUGACAAGGCCACUGUUGAGUUCUCCACCAAUGAUUACAACAACCUCAGAGGAUUCAACGCCACCUACUCAGCAGAAGACAUCAACGACCUCUCUAAUGAUGAGCGGCUGAGGUGCUCCUUUGAGGAGGGCCUGUGUUUCUGGAGACAGGAGCCAGAGGAUGACGGGGACUGGAUACGCACCAACGUCCCCACGUUCCCCCCCUUCACGGGCCCCAACUUUGACCACACGUUCGGGAACCAUUCAGGCUUCUACAUUGUCACCCCGGGGAGCCCUGGCCAGUGGGAGAAGAACUUCAAGAUCCGCAGCCUCCGACUAACUCCUUGGAAUGAACCGAUGUGUCUAACGUUCUGGUACCACAUGUAUGGAGAAGAUGUGCACCGGCUAACGGUGUCGGUGGAGGGGCCGUUACCGCCCGCGGUCGUUCAGGCUUCAGUCAGCGUGGUGUUCCAGAAGGAGGGGAACUAUGGAGACAACUGGAAUUUGGGCCAGGUCACCCUGAACAGCACCGCUGAUACAAUGGUGGUGUUUGAGGCUCAAAAGAGGGGCGGUAUGAGGAAUGACAUCGCCCUGGAUGACAUCAGCCUGACAAGGGGCCCGUGUGGGGAUGGCCCACCAGAGCCAACAGUCGUCCCCACCCCCACGACACCACCUCCCAUGCCCCUCGACUGUGGAGGACCCUUUGACCUCUGGGAGCCCAACUCUACAUUCAGCUCCCCCAACUACCCGUCCUCCUAUGGAAACAAGGCUUUUUGUUUGUGGACUCUUCACGCUAGGGAUGGAUGGAACAUCCAGCUUCACUUCCUGGAUUUCGACGUUGAGCCGAUUGAUGACGUGGUGGAGGUGCGAGAUGGGGCGGGGCCAGCGUCUGAACUGCUUGGCGUCUUCACUGGUUUUGAUGCUACCAUCCCAGAUGUGAUCUCUACAGCCAAUCAGAUCACAGUGAUAUUUUCCACAGACAUCUCAGGGCAUGGCCGGGGUUUCCAUGCCAACUUCACAUCUGGUUUAGCGCUGGGAAGGCCAAAGCCAUGUGCCACUGGGUUCUAUCUGUGUCAGUCCGGAGAAUGUAUUUUCAACACCAGUGUGUGUGACGGCCAGCCAGACUGUGUCGACUCCUCGGAUGAAGCUGACUGUGUGCACCUGGUAUCAGUGAAUGGUACGAGUGUCCGACGUCUUCAGCUCCAAGUCCAGACCCGCUGGUACACGACCUGUGCUGAGAACUGGAACGCUCAGUUCACCCACUUCAUGUGUCAUUACCUGGGCUACAGAUCAGGAAGUGCUGUCUUCAUAGCAGCUGAGGAGAAAUACUCUCCUUUCACCACCGUGAGUGUUGCAGCCAAUGGCAGCCUGGACCUGACCCCAAGUGAAAAAUGUACGAGUGAAAAGGUCAUAUCUUUGCAAUGUGACAACCGACCUUGUGGCGUUCGCAUGGUCUCCCAAGAGAUGCGUCGUGGUGGGCUCGCUGAACAAAGGAUGGGGGAAGAGGAGUCAGAGGAGAGUGCGACGGGCAGAGUUGUGGGAGGGGCCGAGUCUCCUAAAGGGGCGUGGCCGUGGAUGGUGUCGCUGCACUGGAGAGGCCGUCACGUGUGUGGCGCCACUCUGAUCGAUAGCCAGUGGUUGGUCACAGCUGCACACUGCAUCUACGGGAAAAAUAUUCACCUUUCCAACUGGGUGGCGGUGUUGGGCCUUCACUCCCAGGCCAAUGUAGGUGUCCUCCCCUCACGGACUCGAAAGGUGGACCGGGUCAUCAUGAACAAGCACUACAACAAGCAGACCAAGGAUGCUGACAUUGCUAUGAUGCACCUUCAAACGAAUGUCACUUUCACAGAAUAUAUCCAACCCAUCUGCCUACCACGGAGCGACCAGCAGUUUGAGGCUGGCAGGAAGUGUUUCAUAGCGGGCUGGGGAAGGGAAGCGGAGCAAGGCGCCGUGUCUAAUGUACUACAGCAGGCCACACUGCCCCUGCUGAGCCAGUCCGAGUGUCAGAAACUGCUUCCUGAGUACAACAUCACGGCCAGGAUGUUGUGUGCCGGCUACCCUGAGGGGGGAGUGGACUCCUGUCAGGGGGACUCCGGAGGUCCUCUCAUGUGUGAGAUGGAUGGCCACUGGGUGCAGGUGGGCGUGGUUUCUUUUGGGAAGGGCUGUGGCCGCCCCCUGCGCCCUGGUGUGUACGCUAUGGUCUCCCAGUUCACUGACUGGAUUGUCCUUACCAGGAGAUCUCAAUGACACUGGUUGCAGUGGGGCAGGACUCUAAAGAACAAUCAGCCUCAGAUGCAGGAUUUUACCUGCGGUUUUGACUACUGAAAUGUAUUGAUGAUUUUGAAUGAUAAUAUUUUAAAGAUUGCAAAUGGUAACAAUGGUAACAUGUUUUUGGUGAUUUACAGAACUUAUUUUUUAUUUUAUCACAUUUCUAUCUCUGGCUCUUUCAUGGCUGAAAAGGUUGAAAUGCCUUCAAUGUUGUAGAAUAAAUGUGACACAAGAUGGCAGUAUUGCAUGUUAUGUUCAGGAGACUAUGUUGUUUCCUGUACAACAAUGCCUUCACAUGGAUGUUGUAUCAAUUUGCAAAAACAUGUUCUCAGCACUAUAAAUCGGAUUAC